Molecule: messenger RNA, 996 nt
Organism: Caenorhabditis remanei
Lineage: Eukaryota; Metazoa; Nematoda; Chromadorea; Rhabditida; Rhabditidae
Exons: 6
Coding region: 1-996 (331 amino acids)
Biological process (GO): ammonium transmembrane transport; ammonium homeostasis
Cellular component (GO): membrane
Molecular function (GO): ammonium channel activity
Source: RefSeq, a predicted model, not a curated record
AUGGCUUCAAGUUUCAUUAUAUUCACAAUGACUGCUGGUUUUGGAUUGUUAGAAUCUGGAAGAGUUUCAUCGAAGGACGAAGUGAAUUGUAUGGUGAAAAACGUGUUUGACGUGAUUUUUGGAGGUCUCGCAUAUUGGAUGUUUGGUUACGGGUUGACAUUCGGAGAUUCAAAACAUCAAUUGGGUCGAUUCUUUGGAUUCGGAGACUUUUUCUUCGAUCCAGAAAGAGUUUCCGAUGAUGACUCCACUGAUGAGAAAGGAAUCUCUUAUUCACUUUUUAUUUUUCAAAUGAGUUUUGCCACGACAACGUCUACUAUCGUUUCUGCUGGAAUGUCAGAAAGAAUACAUUUGAAAUCUCACUGUUUUAUAUCAUUUGCAAUCACAUUGGUUCAUUCAAUUGCUGGUCGCUGGGUCUGGGAUCAAGAAGGAAUAUUCCGAACGAUGCCAAACGAUGAUGAGCUUGUUUUAAUGCUGAACGAAUUGAAAAUCAACAAACACCUUAAUAUAUCAAUUAAAUCAACAUCUCAUCCAAUCAAACCUCUCAAUGUAAAAUUGAAGGUGGAUUGUUUCUGGAUGAGGGGAGGCUACUCAAGUCCGUGGAUAUCAUUGGAUCACAUAGCAAACUUCGAUUGCAUUCAUAUCGAUCUGACAACUUAUUCGUUCACAUCAUUUGACAUGAAUCGAUAUUUGAAAGCAUGGAUAAACGGAUGUAACGCUAGAAUGGAAUAUCUUUGUUUGAAUGUUAUUAGAUAUUCGGGCCAUGAAACUCUAACAGAUGGAAUCUACGUCGAAGAUAACACUUUUUCGAUUGUGAGAAGUUAUACAAACCAACUGUUAGAUAACUCCUCUCCGAUCCUAAGUAAGAAACCAACACCACGUCAUCAACAUCGUCCAGUACACCAACACCUCUCUAUCAAGUCUACUCUUCAUUCUGUCGCUAAACAAUCCGGAUUACUAUCAAAGACACAACGAGUGUGCAUGCACUCGAUCGCAUAA